UCUUUUAUUUAUUUUUAGAAGGAGAUUUGAAUAAUUUUUACAGAGUUAAUGUCUCAAAAACGUCCUAUUAUUUUAGCGUGUUUUCAAAAAUGUCUCACCCUAAAGUUAUUGACAACGGAAUACUCAAUCUUUAAAAUUUUUCCAGUGCCGUGAAUUUGACGCGAGCAGCCGGAAUAUGUUACUAGCUCUUUAAACAAAGAGUUCUUUUGGAAUAUGAUUAUGAUGUUUGAAUUAAUUUUUUAAUUUUUUCUUUGAGAGGGAUAUUGAAUAAUUCUAAAAUUCAUAUGAAUAUAUGAUUAUGAUGUUUUCAUAUCGAAAAGUUUGAUUUUUGAAAUCUUUGGCAGAGCCCGAAUAUGUUACUAGCUCUUUAAACACAGAGUUCUUUUGGAAUAUGAUGAUGAACAGUUUGGUCGAACAAAGAAGCAUGGCAGAGGCCCUUAUCUUAUCGAUGAUGCAAAAGUUGGAACGUCGGCAAGAAAGUUCAAACUGUUGGAUCACUUGCAUGUUGCUAACGUGCUCCCCUGAGUACAGCGUCGGCGAAAGGAAAUUGAAAGCCGAGAAGGAAACAGAAAUGAUAAAUGAGCUGAGAAUGAUUGUGGAUAUAAUGAGAGACCAGAAAUUGGGAGAGGGGAGACGCCUCAAUUAUCUCGUAUGCGACGUUGUCGAGAUGGUUCGAGUUACCCUCGACACUAUCAACAAAUACUUCUCUGAGAUUCAUCCUGCCCUACAGUGGAUCAGAGAAAUCAAAAAGAGCUUACUUAAAUUGGGGAUGGAGACAGACUCAGGAAAUGUCGGAGAAGAUGAAGAUGAAGAUGAAGAUGUGGUGGGAUUGGUGGAUGCUGUGGAAAAGCUGCUUCGCACGAGGAUCCUCCACGAGGAAACACGUCGUUCGACUCUGCUUCUGAAAGGCAUGUCUGGUAUUGGGAAGACACUUCUUGCCAGACAAUUAUACAACCAUUCGGACGUCGUUGCCCGAUUUGAUCGCCGUGUUUGGUUGUGUGUUACUGACCUAACUAUUAAAGAGAUACUUAUGAAACUAAUACAACAGGUAGUGGAGAGUGAGGAACUGGAAAGAAGAGAUUCGUUGUUGGAAAAAAUGGAGCGUGCAGACAACCGCAGUCUCCAACAAAUGCUUCACCGAUACCUAAAAGGAAUGCGAUAUCUCAUAGUUCUUGACGACAUGCCAAAAAGAAUGUACUUGACAUCUAUCUUGGAAGCUCUUCCACGUGAAGGCAGAGAAAGUAGAUUGGUGAUCACAAGUCACACGACAAAUAUAAAUUCAAUCUACCCUGAUGAAGUUUAUGAUAUGGAAUUUUUGGAUUCUAAUAAGAGCUGGCAAUUGUUUUUACAAACAAUAAACUGUGGCAAUGAAUUGAAAAAUGAGUACAAAUUCCCAAAGGAGUUGGAGAAGAAAGGAAAAGAGAUGUUGACCAAAUAUUGUUGCGGUCUUCCAUUAGCUAUAAAAGAGGUGGGAAAACAGUUAGCAAAGAAGAGAUGUUUAGGGAUUGAAUGGGAAGAACUUUUUGAAUCAUUUGAUUUGGGUUCAACUUUGGAGAAAUUGGAUUUGUUUUAUCAUAAAUUAGAUGAAAAGGUGAAGCCAUUGUUCUUACAGAUGGCCUUCUAUAAGGAAAAUACAACCAUGAGGCAAGAAAAGUUGGACCAGAUUUGGGUUGCUGCAGGAGGUUCAGAAAAUUUUGCUAAAUACCAUUCAAAAGAUUUAGUUGAUGAUUCUUUUAUUGAGUGCAAGGAUAAGGACACAAGGUAUCACAUGAAUGCUAUACUACACAAGUUAUCCAUCAAAAAAGCAGAGGAGGAAAUAGGUUUGGAAAUCCUAAGAAGCAAUGGAAAUAAUCGACCCUAUCAGAGUCCUCGACUCCAUCGUGUUAUCAUUUGUAGUCGAGACAAGUUCAACUACUCCACGGAUCAAGAUAAACAUCUUGUUUCUCUCUUCUUCCAUGGAGGUGGCUACUUCGACACUAGUCCCUCCUAUUGGAAGAGUUUUGAACUACUUAAGAUACUUGACUGGGAAGAUUUUGGGCUGAAGAAUUUACCGGAGAGUAUUGGCACAUUGAUUAAACUAAGAUACUUGGGGUUGAGAAACAAUCACAUUCAAGAGCUCCCAAACUUGUUGGGGCGCUUGAAAGAACUUCAAGUUCUUGACAUAGCUCAAAACUUCAUGAUGGAGGUGCCAGAUAUUAUAUGGGAAAUGCGUAGCCUUCGCCACCUCUACUUGUCUCAUGUCAUUUGCCGCAAGCCUUUGAAGAUAGAUGCGCUACAGAAUCUCGAGACCUUAACUUACAUCUCAGUUGAUAAUUGGACAUAUGGUCUCUCAGGAUUGAAAAUGUUGUAUCAGCUUCGCAAACUGGGUAUCGAAGAAAUGAAUGCAAACACGGAUGCAAGCAAACUCUUUGCUUCAUUAGCUCGGUUGAGGAACCUCAAAAACCUAAUAUUAAAGGGGUUUCGUUUCAGAAGCAUGCCUUGUUUGGACAAUCUUGGUAUUCUACAAAAGCUUCAGACACUCAAAUUGGAUGGACUCCUUGCCAGGUUACCAAAUAGUUUCCCUUCAAAUCUUGAAUCCUUGAAGUUGGUUAAUAGCUGUCUUGAAGAAGACCCCAUGCCACUACUAGAGAAGCUGCCCAAGUUAAAACACCUCAAGUUGCGGAACGCAUACAUUGGUCAAGAAAUGGUGAUCGUGUGCGGGUAUAUUCCCAGCCUCGAACUCAUGUGCAUCGAAGAGUUGUGGAAUCUGAGAAAUGUACGAGUUGAAAACGGCCUAGCGCUUUCGCUUAAGAAAUUAGAAAUCAAGAAUUGUCCGAAUCUGGAGACCCUUCCAGAAUCGAUAAGACAUGUGCGAGGGUUAAAGAUGGUGACGACCAAAAUCAUUGCAACAAAGAUCAGGAGGUCAGGCAUGAGCUCCAACAUGAGGGUUGUGGAUAUCAAUCCAUAAGCGUGAUUGUCAGCAUAAUUUAAGUUGAUAUGUUUUGUUUGUUGGCUUUUGAUUGGAUAUUCUGUAAAUUUUUGUUCCUUGAAUUCCCUCUUUGAUGUUGUUUGUUUGCAGACAACUUUAUUCACCGUUUUCACAAACAAUUGUUGUAUAAUGCCUAACAUGUGACAUAUUUAAGGGAAAA
This is a messenger RNA of Salvia miltiorrhiza (redroot sage), 3128 nucleotides long. RefSeq names its product disease resistance protein RPP8-like. The transcript has 3 exons. The record is from RefSeq and is a predicted model, not a curated record. Gene Ontology annotation, molecular function: protein binding; ADP binding. Gene Ontology annotation, biological process: defense response to other organism. NCBI's taxonomy places the organism in Eukaryota, Viridiplantae, Streptophyta, Magnoliopsida, Lamiales, Lamiaceae. The coding region runs from base 392 to 2947 and encodes 851 amino acids.